Messenger RNA from Cydia amplana, 999 nucleotides. Its product is annotated as leucine-rich repeat-containing protein 15-like. Lineage: Eukaryota; Metazoa; Arthropoda; Insecta; Lepidoptera; Tortricidae. The transcript has 2 exons. The record is from RefSeq and is a predicted model, not a curated record. Gene Ontology annotation, cellular component: extracellular matrix. Gene Ontology annotation, molecular function: protein binding. The coding region runs from base 1 to 999 and encodes 332 amino acids.
AUGGGUGUCAUGAAAAAAGCAGGUUUAGCGUUCGCAGCCUUGCUUUUAGCAGCUGUACUCCCACCAGCACUCGCCGAUGAGGUCACGUGGGAGAAAUGCAAGAACACCGACGUCCUCAGCUCCCGUGCCCUCAAGGCGCGCUCCAUGAAGACCCACAGCUGGGACCUCAAGGCCACCAGCCUCUACCUCUCCCAUUGCAACAUACCUCACCUGGACUAUGUCUUCAGCGGUCUUCCUAAAGUUAAAACCAUCGUUUUAAGCCACAACAAUUUACAAUUCGUCAACCCAGGCAUUUUCAAUAAAGUAUCCGGGCUAUAUGAACUGGACCUCUCGUUCAACAGACUUAGCACAGUACCUGAUUUUGGACAAGAUGGUCUUUUUGAAAGCAUGAAGAAACUAUCGCUCAGUAAUAAUAGAAUAUCUUUACUCCUUAAAUUGGAAACAUUCUCAUCCAUGCAACUAUUAGAAGAGCUAAACUUAGAUAACAAUGUUAUACGUCAUAUAGACGCUGAUGUUUUCAAACCUUUGGUCAAUUUAAAAACAGUCAAUUUAGCUUCUAAUAAAAUAUCGUAUAUUCCUGAAGGAAUAUUCCAAAAACAGUCUUUACAGACUAUUUAUUUGAACGAUAAUGCAAUCGGAUAUGUAUCACCAACAGCAUUUGGAAGUAAGGUUAAAACAUUGGAUUUGUCCGCUAACCGACUUGCAUAUUUGCCAAAGGACUUUGUAUCAAAACUGACUAGUGACGGAUCUAGGUUAAUCAACUUCGAAUUAGCUUCAAACCCUUGGCAAUGCGCGUGUCUCCUGGAACUGCUCCAUGAUGUGAAGAAACUUGGCGUGUGUGACGAGUACUAUAAGUACGUGUUCGAUGGAGAGAAACAUUUAUGCAUUGCUCACGAGCAGACGGAGUGCAACAGACCAAGCGAUGAUGAAGCGCUGUUGUCUGUGGAACUGGCAAACGAUUAUAUUACUCGUACGAAACCUUAUCCAGUUUGCGCUUAA